AUGGUACUUGCCGAGGUGACGCCAACGACCAAGCUGGAGGACUUUGUUGAAAAACGGAAACGGCUCGACGAAGAGUACCUCGACUUGCUCACGAAAAUAACGGCGCUUGAGGCCGAAGAGGUAGCUGCACAACGGAAACGACGAGAUGAAGCUCGCGAGCGUAUUAAUCGGGUGAUACUGGCCAUCGAGGAAGCCCUUCGGAACGAGGAGCUGGCGUACAUCGACCAAGAGGCCACGGCGAAGCUCAAUGACCCAGUGCGCUUGGUCAUUCGACGCGUGCCGCGGUCACUUCCGGUGGAGCAGAGGCCGCCGAAUGCGACGCUCUUGUCGCGUCCGGCGAAUACCGGGGUGGACUUUACGCGGAUUCCGCCCACCAAUGACUAUCGGCGGAGGAUCAAACAGCCUGUUUUUCUGAACCACUUCCGGGAACGGGCUCGCAAAAACAUGUACGCGAGUUUGGAUGCCUUCCUCGCCGACGUGCGUCUCAUGCGUGACAACACACUAGCGUACAACCAGGAUCCAGCGGAGAACUGGGUGUGUCAGCACGCCGAGCUUCUUCUAGAGGCAGCCGAGGAGAGGGCGCUGGAAUAUCGCGCCGAAGUUGCUGCCUACGAGGAGCAAGCUGCCGCUGCGGACGCGAGGCUAAAAGAACUUGAAGUUCAUAUUCAGCAGCGCGAACGUCUUCUUCGACCACACCUACACCCGAAUACGGAUAUCGAGGUCUUCUACGCGCCACUGCGUGCCUGGAUGGGGUGCACGAUUCUGCGUAUGGAUGAGGGCACUGGACUCUAUGAGGUGUUUUUCCCAGAGACGCAGUCCAGUGAGAUGCUCAACCUCGAGCGUGGCGGCACACGCUGGCGACCAGCUCGUGUCGGUGUUCCGAAACCGAACGGGCCUGCGCAUGGGCGAACGGGCACCGACGGGAAACAUCAGACAGCAGCGGGUACGAUUGCUGGUGCCGGACCACUCCAGGCCAGUGGCGAAGCCCAGACCACCCAGAGCGCAACCUCUCAUCCAACGGGGGCUGCUCCAAGCGGUGCAGCCGGUCGACGAAGACAGGUGCAUACCGGACUGGUCGCUGGCGAGGAAGUGAGUGGUGCGCCCGGUUCUGGUGCUGGUGCUGGUGCUGGUCGGAGCUCACGCCCGGUGCCAAAGUCUGCGCCCGUGUCGGUUGCGGCGGUAACACCGGCAGACCUGCAAGCCUUGAAAACUGAAAUUCUCGCACGCAUUGACGCUGUUGCUGCCUCGAUACUAAGCAAGCUCGAUAGUAAUGCUGAAGCGCUUUCGCAUGUAACAGCGGGAAAACGCUCCGAGUCUCGUCGUCGUUGA
Molecule: messenger RNA, 1329 nt
Organism: Cyanidioschyzon merolae strain 10D
Lineage: Eukaryota; Rhodophyta; Bangiophyceae; Cyanidiales; Cyanidiaceae
Exons: 1
Coding region: 1-1329 (442 amino acids)
Molecular function (GO): protein binding
Source: RefSeq, a predicted model, not a curated record